UGACCUACAACUCUGUGUUUUGGGUCGACGAAGACCAAUGGCGUGGCAGGGAAGGCGGGCCCGAGCUGUGUUAGGGUGUCCUUGCAGGGUGUCUGAGCUAAACUUCACCAAAUAAUAGCUGUUUGUAUUUUGGCUGCUGCAGGAGCCAUUUUAGAAGUAAAUUUCUUCCUUCAGUAGAUGAUAAUGAAAAUACAGAAGAAAGAGAAGCAGUUGUCAAAUUUCAAAGUUUUGAAUCACUCCCCAAUGUCUGAUGCCUCUGUCAAUUUUGACUACAAAUCCCCAUCUCCUUUUGACUGCAGUACUGAUCAGGAAGAGAAAAUUGAAGAUAUUUCUAGUCAGUGUCUGCCCCAGAAGGACCUGUAUGCUACUGAAGAGGAAGCUGAUACCCUUUUCCCUAGGAAAAUGACAUCCCAUAAUGGGAUGGAGGACAGUGGAGGAGGAGGCACUGGAGUGAAGAAGAAACGGAAGAAAAAGAAUCCAGGAGAGCAGGAAGGUGCAGCAAAGGGAAGCAAGGACAGGGAGCCCAAGCCAAAGAGGAAGCGAGAGCCUAAAGAGCCAAAGGAACCUAGGAAGGCUAAGGAGCCGAAGAAGGCCAAGGAACCCAAGGAGCCGAAGCAGAAGGAUGGAGCAAAGAAGGCACGGAAGCCCCGAGAGGCCUCGGGCACUAAGGAGGCCAAAGAGAAGAAGAGCGGAGCUGACUCAGCAGCCAGGACAAAGUCCAGAAAGGCCAGCAAGGAGCAAGGACCAACCCCAGUGGAGAAAAAGAAGAAAGGAAAAAGGAAAAGUGAAACCACAGUGGAGAGUUUAGAGCUGGAUCAGGGCCUGCCGAACUCAUCCCUGCGGAGUCCUGAGGAGUCCACUGAGUCUGCAGACAGCCAGAAACGACGCUCAGGACGGCAAGUGAAGCGCAGAAAAUACAACGAGGAUCUGGACUUCAAAGUGGUGGAUGAUGAUGGGGAAACAAUCGCUGUUCUUGGAGCUGGCCGAACAUCCGCCCUCUCGGCUUCUACACUGGCUUGGCAGGUGGAGGAGCCUCCUGAAGAUGAUGCAAACAUCAUCGAGAAGAUCCUGGCAUCUAAGACAGUCCAAGAGGUUCACCCUGGAGAACCCCCAUUUGACUUGGAGCUAUUCUACGUUAAGUAUAGAAAUUUUUCCUACUUACAUUGUAAAUGGGCCACAAUGGAAGAGCUCGAGAAGGAUCCUCGCAUCGCACAGAAGAUCAAGCGAUUUAGGAAUAAACAAGCCCAGAUGAAGCACAUUUUUACUGAGCCUGAUGAAGACUUGUUCAAUCCAGACUAUGUAGAAGUUGAUCGCAUCUUAGAGGUGGCCCACACCAAGGAUGCAGAAACAGGAGAGGAGGUGACACAUUACCUGGUGAAGUGGUGCUCACUGCCAUAUGAAGAAAGCACGUGGGAGCUAGAGGAAGAUGUGGAUCCUGCAAAAGUGAAAGAAUUCGAGUCUCUUCAAGUUCUCCCUGAAAUUAAGCACGCGGAGCGGCCUGCUUCAGACUCAUGGCAGAAACUUGAGAAGUCUCGCGAGUAUAAGAACAGUAACCAGCUCCGGGAGUACCAGCUGGAGGGAAUGAACUGGCUCCUUUUUAACUGGUAUAACAGAAAAAACUGUAUUUUAGCUGAUGAGAUGGGCCUAGGGAAAACCAUCCAGUCCAUCACAUUCCUUUCAGAAAUAUUCCUAAGGGGAAUACAUGGCCCUUUCCUCAUCAUUGCCCCUCUCUCCACCAUCACUAACUGGGAGCGGGAGUUCCGGACAUGGACUGAGAUGAAUGCUAUCGUGUACCACGGCAGCCAGAUCAGCAGGCAGAUGAUCCAGCAGUAUGAAAUGGUGUACAGAGAUGCACAGGGAAACCCCCUUUCAGGAGUCUUCAAGUUCCAUGUUGUCAUCACAACAUUUGAGAUGAUCCUAGCAGAUUGCCCAGAGCUGAAGAAGAUUCACUGGAGCUGUGUGAUAAUUGAUGAAGCCCACAGAUUGAAGAAUAGGAACUGCAAACUUCUGGAGGGCCUGAAGCUCAUGGCCCUGGAACAUAAAGUGCUGCUCACUGGAACGCCCUUGCAGAAUUCUGUCGAGGAGCUCUUCAGUCUGCUAAAUUUUCUGGAGCCAUCACAGUUUCCUUCAGAGACGGCCUUCUUGGAGGAGUUUGGAGACCUGAAAACAGAGGAGCAGGUGAAGAAACUGCAGUCUAUCCUAAAACCAAUGAUGCUUCGGCGGCUGAAAGAUGACGUGGAAAAGAAUCUUGCUCCCAAACAAGAGACGAUCAUUGAAGUGGAGCUGACUAAUAUCCAGAAAAAGUAUUACCGUGCCAUCUUGGAGAAGAACUUUUCCUUCCUGGCCAAAGGGGCAAAUCAGCACAACAUGCCCAAUCUCAUCAAUACCAUGAUGGAGCUGAGAAAGUGCUGUAACCAUCCUUACUUAAUCAAUGGGGCAGAGGAGAAAAUCUUAGAAGAUUUCCGAAAAACCCACAGCCCUGAUGCUUCUGACUUUCAGCUGCAGGCCAUGAUUCAGGCAGCAGGGAAGCUGGUGCUGAUUGAUAAACUGCUCCCUAAGCUGAUUGCUGGUGGCCACAAAGUACUCAUUUUCUCCCAGAUGGUGCGCUGCCUUGAUAUCCUGGAAGAUUAUCUCAUCCAGAGAAGAUACACCUAUGAGCGAAUUGAUGGGCGAGUACGGGGAAACCUGCGCCAGGCAGCCAUCGACCGGUUCUGUAAGCCAGACUCAGACCGCUUUGUCUUUCUUCUGUGCACCAGAGCGGGAGGCCUGGGGAUCAAUCUCACAGCUGCUGAUACCUGCAUCAUAUUUGAUUCAGACUGGAACCCACAGAAUGACUUGCAGGCUCAGGCCCGAUGUCAUCGGAUAGGCCAGAGCAAAGCUGUGAAAGUGUAUCGCCUCAUAACUCGGAACUCCUACGAGCGGGAAAUGUUUGACAAGGCCAGCCUAAAGCUUGGUCUAGACAAGGCUGUUCUUCAGGACAUCAACCGAAAGGGCAGCACCAACGGCGUACAGCAGCUCUCAAAAAUGGAGGUGGAGGACUUGCUCCGGAAGGGUGCUUAUGGAGCCUUAAUGGAUGAGGAAGACGAAGGCUCCAAGUUCUGUGAAGAAGACAUAGACCAGAUUCUGCAGAGGAGAACUCAUACCAUCACCAUCCAGUCUGAAGGGAAAGGAUCCACUUUUGCCAAGGCUAGCUUUGUGGCUUCAGGAAAUAGAACGGAUAUUUCCUUAGAUGACCCUAACUUUUGGCAGAAAUGGGCUAAAAUAGCUGAACUGGACACUGAAGCAAAGAAUGAAAAGGAAAGUUUGGUGAUCGACCGGCCUCGUGUGAGAAAGCAGACCAAACACUACAACUCCUUUGAGGAGGACGAGCUCAUGGAGUUUUCAGAGUUAGACAGUGACUCCGAUGAAAGGCCCACGAGAUCAAGGCGCUUGAAUGACAAAACCAGGCGCUACCUCCGAGCCGAAUGCUUCCGGGUAGAGAAGAACCUGCUCAUCUUUGGCUGGGGCCGGUGGAAGGACAUCCUGACUCAUGGGCGAUUCAAGUGGCAUCUGAACGAGAAAGACAUGGAGAUGAUUUGCCGUGCCCUGCUGGUGUACUGUGUCAAGCAUUACAAGGGGGAUGAGAAGAUCAAGAGUUUCAUUUGGGAAUUGAUCACACCUACCAAAGAUGGGCAGGCCCAGACCCUCCAGAACCACUCAGGGUUGUCUGCCCCAGUCCCUAGAGGAAGGAAGGGGAAGAAGACGAAGAAUCAGCUGCUACUCCCAGAAUUGAAGAAUGCAGACUGGCUGGCCACCUGCAACCCCGAGGUGGUCUUGCAUGAUGACGGCUACAAGAAACACCUCAAACAGCACUGCAACAAGGUACUUUUGCGAGUCCGGAUGUUAUACUACCUAAAAGCUGAAAUACUGGGAGAAGCAGCUGAUAAAGCAUUUGAAGGAGCUCCAGCCAGAGAGCUGGAGGUGUCUCUGCCCGACAUCGACUAUGUGGAGAUCCCAGCAGACUGGUGGGAUGCUGAGGCCGAUAAGUCCCUUCUGAUUGGCGUGUUCAAGCAUGGCUAUGAGAGAUACAAUGCCAUGCGAGCAGACCCAGCACUUUGCUUCCUGGAGAAAGUUGGGAUGCCAGAUGAGAAGUCUCUUUCUGCAGAACAGGGAGUCACGGAUGGAACCUCAGACAUUCCUGAAAGAGGCAACAUGGAUAAGGAAGAUAAUGCUGGGGAUAAAUUAGAUGGCCUCCAGAAACAAAUGGAGAGUUCCAGCGAUGGAGGUGAUGGCAUUUUUGGUGAAAAGAAGGAUGACAGCCAGGCAGCCCAGGAUGGCUCCGAGCCAGACAGAUCGCCCUGGCCAGUUUCCUCCGCUCUCACAGCUCGUCUCAGACGUCUGGUCACUGUCUACCAGCGCUGCAACCGCAAAGAACCCUGCCGGCCUGAAAUUCUGGGCCCAGGUAACCAAGCAUACUGGGUCCAGGAAGAGAUGUUCAGGAGAACCUCAGAAAUGGACCUCAUCAACAAGGAAGCCCAAAAGAGGUGGACUAGGAGAGAACAAGCAGACUUCUACAGAACAGUGUCUUCCUUUGGUGUGGUUUAUGACCAGGAAAAGAAAACCUUUGACUGGACGCAGUUCCGAAGCAUUUCCCGUUUGGACAAGAAGUCAGAUGAGAGCUUGGAACACUAUUUUCACAGCUUUGUGGCCAUGUGCCGAAACGUCUGUCGUCUGCCCGCAUGGAAAGAUGGUGGCCCCCCAGAUCCCACCAUCUACGUUGAACCCAUCACUGAGGAACGGGCCGCAAGAGCUCUGUACCACAUUGAACUUUUACGGAAGGUUCGAGAGCAAGUGCUGAGGUGUCCUCAGCUGCACGAGCGCCUCCAGCUCUGCAGGCCCAGCCUCUACCUCCCGGUCUGGUGGGAGUGUGGGAAGCACGACCGUGACCUGCUCAUUGGCACCGCCAAACAUGGGCUGAACCGCACUGACUACUACAUCAUGAAUGACCCCCAGCUGUCCUUCCUGGAUGCCUACAGAAACUAUGCCCAGCAUAAAAGAACUGAUACCCAGGCACCAGAAAGUCUCUGUUGCCUUUAUCAGACCAACUCCAAACUAUAUGAAUCUCUUACAUAUACUCAGAUGAGUAGGACCUCGGAGUCUUUUGACAAUGAACCUGAAAAUCUAGUGAAAAUAGAAAGCAGAGAGGAUCACCUGGGUCAGCCUGGGGGCAGCUUACCUGACAUUACUUGUGAAAACUUUAUUUCUAAAGUUCAGGAUGUGAUUUCCAUCAACCAUGAUGAAAGCCUGCUGCCUGAGUCUUUGGAGAGUGUGAUAUACGGUAAAACAGUGUUCAGCCAAGAGCCAAGCUCUUUUCAGGAAAGCCUGAGCAGUUCCAAUGCUGACUCCAGGAGAGAUGCUGUUGCUGUCUCAGCAAGCAAAGAUGGGGACUGUCAGCCUGGUGGCCACGAGGCAGAAAUAGCUUCAGGUCCAUCUUUUAUGAGUAUUUUAGAAGCAGGAGUAGCUCAAAUAAACAAUAAAAAUGGAAAACAUUUGUUGAUGUCUAUUUCAAAGGAGAGAGAAUUCUGCUGCAGUGAGGCAGGGCAGAGACCUGGAAGCAUUAGGCACCUAGAAACCAAAUGCAUGGCCUCCCCUUCCUUGGAUCAAGGAAAUGAAAGUGGGUUUGUAGAUAUGUGUAAUCUUAGUGUUUGUGACUCCAAAACAAGUCUGUCAGCAAAUCAGCAAUUAAUUGAUUUAUUAGAAAACAAAAGUUUAGAAAGUAAAUUGAUUUUGAACCACAGCGAUGAGGAGGAGGAAGAGGAGGGAAAUGAGGAGGAAAACUUAGAUAUACCAGCAGACAUAAAGAAGCCAGAAGUUUUACAUCUAACAGAGUCCACUACUACUAUCCCAAGGGAAAAGAACCGAGGCUUCCAUGUAGAUGAAGCCAAGAAAGGAAGCUUGGAAGCGGUAAGCCUGAGUACUGGGCCACAGAGGGCUUUUCCCCCAGCAGCCUGUCAGUGCCACUGCAGACACAUGGAGAGAUGGAAGGCCAGCAUUGAGAACGAUGACUUUGAAGUCGAGAAGCCCAAGGGUUAUAACCCAGACCUGUACACAAGCAGAGCUAAUAAUAUCACAGUGGAGAGCGAGCCAGCUGCUAUUCCAUCAGAGCCAUUUAAAGUGAAGCAUGAACUUUUAAAAGAACCCUGGAAAGAAAGUGCAGAAGGGAAGAGAGGUUUCCCCAUAUAUCCUCUUGAAAGAAGUGAACUCAAGUCAGAAGACAUGAACUUUGAGAAUAAAGAUGAUUAUGACAGAAAUGGACACUGCCAUAGUCAAGAUUAUCCAGGGAGAUACUCUGAAGAGGAGAGUAAGAGCUCAACAUCAGGCAUUGCGGGAGACGUCACGGAUGACCUACAGGAGGUGCGGGCUCCCACCAUUGCUCAGCUGCUACAGGAAAAAACCCUCUACUCCUUCUCGGAGUGGCCAAAGGAUCGUGUGAUAAUUAACCGCCUAGAUAACAUCUGCCAUGUAGUGUUGAAGGGAAAGUGGCCCUCCAGUCAGCAGUAUGAGCCCUCGGGUACACUGCCCACCCCUGUAUUAGCCAGCAGUGCUGGUUCUCGGAACAGCCUCUCCGAGCCGGAAGCGUCAGAGCACGGCUUCAGCAAUGGCGCAGCAUUGGUGGCCCAGAUCCAGAAGGAGAGCUUCUUGGCUCCAGUAUUCACAAAGGAUGAGCAACAUCACAGACAUCCCUAUGAGUUUGAAGUGGAAAGGGAUGCAAAGGCCCGGAGCUUGGAACAGUUCUCUGCCACCCAUGGGCACCCCCCUAUUGUCCUCAAUGGCUGGCAUGGGGAGUCAGCUAUAGACCUCUCUUGCACAUCAGAGGGGUCCCCAGGAGCCACAUCUCCUUUCCCAGUGAGCGCCAGCACCCCUAAGAUUGGGACAAUCAGUUCGCUUCAAGGAGCUCUUGGCAUGGACUUGUCUGGGAUUCUACAGGCUGGUCUAAUCCAUCCAGUGACCGGACAGAUUGUCAACGGGAGCCUUAGAAGAGAUGAUGCUGCCACGAGGAGGCGGAGAGGGAGACGGAAACAUGUUGAAGGAGGGAUGGAUCUCAUCUUUUUGAAGGAGCAAACACUUCAGGCGGGAAUCUUGGAAGUUCAUGAGGACCCAGGGCAGGCCACCCUGAGCACCACACACCCUGAAGGGCCAGUGCCUGCUACCUCAGCACCCGAAACCGUCACAGCAGCCAGCAGCCAGGCCGAGAAGGCCAUUCCCAGCAAGAGUCUGCUUGACUGGCUGAGGCAGCAGUCCGACUACUCCUUAGAAGUUCCUGGCUUUGGGACAAAUUUUUCAGACAAACCAAAGCAGAGGAGGCCACGUUGUAAGGAACCUGGAAAAUUAGACAUUAACUUUCUGAAUGGAGAAGAGAGGGUUCCUGCUGUCCCCAAGGAGCCAGGACCAAGGGGCUUUCUCCCAGAAAACAAGUUCAAUCACUCCCUGACUGAGCCUGUUCUUCGAGAUGCAGGCCCCCGCAGGAGGGGGAGGCGGCCUCGGAGCGAGCUCCUGAAAGCUCCUGCCAUUGUGACAGACUCUCCUUCUGGAAUGGGGCCACUGUUCAUGAACGGACUGAUUGCUGGGAUGGACCUGGUAGGACUUCAGAACAUGAGAAAUAUGCCAGGCAUCCCACUCACUGGGCUGGUUGGGUUUCCAGCUGGCUUUGCCACAAUGCCUACAGGCGAAGAUGUCAAAAGCACCUUGAGCAUGCUACCCAUGAUGCUGCCGGGAAUGGCCACAGUGCCCCAGAUGUUUGGUGUUGGGGGACUCCUCAAUACGCCCAUGACAACUACCUGCACUUCACCUGCUCCAGCGUCUUUAUCAAGCACAACAAAAAGUGGUACGGCGGUGACCGAAAAGACUGCAGAAGACAAGCCAAGUAGCCGUGAUGUAAAAACAGAUACUUUAGCUGAAGACAAGCCUGGUCCUAGUCCAUUUUCUGAUCAGUCUGAACCUGCAAUAACUACGAGUAGUCCUGUGGCUUUUAACCCAUUUCUUAUCCCAGGAGUGUCUCCUGGACUCAUUUACCCAUCCAUGUUUCUCUCCCCUGGCAUGGGCAUGGCUCUGCCUACCCUGCAGCAGGCCAGACACUCUGAAUUCGUAGGUCUGGAAAGCCAGAAGAGGAAGAAGAAGAAAACAAAAGGGGACAACCCGCACCCCCACCCAGAGCCUGCUCCCAGGUCUGAAAGGGAGCCCAGCAGCAAUCAGAACUGCACUGAAGCCAGUGCACCUUUGCCCCCAGACAGAGAACAUGUGGCACAGGCUGGGGACGGAGGACCCAAAGACUCCAACAACAACACCAAUUAGAACCUUUUUCAUUGGAAAAAUUAUUGUGACUUGUAAGUUUCUUAUCCCAUAAAGGUUUGUUAUUUCCCUCACUUCACCUUCAUAAGAACCUGUGUUUCCAUAAGUAAUAUUACCUACCUAAUUUCCUGUCUGAAAACUAUUGUAACAGAUGUUAAUAGUUGCAGGGUCUUGCCACUUCGUUAGAUAUGUGUCGUCUACUAGUCUAGGAGGCACAGAAUUCUCAUUCUGUUAUCCAGUUGUUCAUUCCAGCAAUCAUAGUUAAUACAGUACUUGGUGACGCGCCCCACCUCCUUCUCUUCCAAGUUUCCCAUUUAUUUGAGGAGAAAUGGCAAAAGAAAGCUGUCUAGGGAACUUACCAUUGAAGGGCUGAAGAACAGAGACCAAGAGUAGCUCUUUUCACUGUGGGCUGUGUUGAAUGGGAAGAAUGGAAUGGGGGAACCAAAAAGCACAGAAAAGGGAAGUGCUGGUGUGUAUUUUUAAGUUGAAAUAUUUCCCUAUUUUAUCAUGAUUACUAAAUGAGUAGUAUAGACGAGUAAAUAACUAAUGGUUGAAAAUACAUAUAUUCAUUUCUUUAUAAAAAAACAAAACAAAAACCUUACUGGUAAUAAUAUAAUUUCCCCCUUCAUGGUUUUUCAGACACCUGCAGCAAGAAGAAAUACUGACUAGGCAUUAUUUUGUAUAUAUGCGUUAAUCUCUCCUCCCCCCAAGUUAAGAGACGAUUCUCAAUCUGAGAAAGCUUUACACACCUUGAGUUAUGGCCGGUGCCAGGGACGGGGCGGAGGGGUUCAUGCUCCGUGGAGCUGCACGUGCUUCACAAGCACACGACUCACAUCCUCUCACCGCCUUCUCAGAAUUUCUGUAGUCAGUACAUUUGCCUGUGUUUAAAGAACACCGGGACCUAAUGGGCCUUUAUUUUGCGCUUUCCUUCACCAAGAAUAAUGCUCUUCUGGAGCCUGCGAGAAAUGAGUCAACACUUUUACGCUUGUUAGGUCCUUCUGUCAAGGUUAUCUAAGGUUGUCCAAACAUGUGUGCACCACCUUUAUAAUACAACUGUGAAAAGUAUUUUCUUCUUGCCAUUACUUCUCUGUUCUGUUUAUGUUUUACAGUUGGACCCAAGUUCCAGAUUAUCAAGUUGGUUGAGAUUGUGUUGCACAUUAGUAUUCUUUUCUCUUCUUCAGCGUCUCCAUGUUUAGGAACAUGACUGGGAAGAACCCGCUCAAGCAGCCCUUGUUCCCGUUUUCUUUGGUCCUCCCAUUCAUUUCACAUCCCUUCAGAUAGUCUUAUUCUUUAUUGAUACUCAGAGACUUGAAAUCAGCUUGUGGCUGAGUACUCCAAGGGCGCAGGCCUGUGCGGGGCGGUUGGAAGUGUUACUAGUAUCAGUUUCACUUUUGUUGUCACAAUUUACUAUGUUUUUUACUUUUUCUGUUACGGUUUUGCUAAUUUAUCAGAAGGUCCAAAAGUUUGACAUAACUAUUUCAGUUUGCAUUAUUUAUUUAUGAUGCUUUUGUCAUUGUCUUUUAUACAUUUGGGAUUAUAAAUUAUGUAAAUGUUAAAAUGAGCAUCUCAAAGAAGUCUGUUAAAUUGUGACCGAAAAAAAUCAAUUAACUGUAUUUUCAGAAAGUGGAGUCCCAGUUUUAUGAAUCGGAGACAUAAACCAGAAAUUCCAUAACUGAUCAUAUAGAAAAGAAUCCAGCAAUUGAACAAAUUCUAUUUAAUGACAUCCUUGUAGCAUAGAUGAUCUAUAGUGCUGACAACAGAUUUCUUAGAAAUGCUGCUAUCUCUAUUUAACUAACAUUUUGUUCAGUUUUUGCCUCCAGUGGAAGCGGAAAGGGUUUUUUCAGCUGUUAAAUCCUAAAAAUCAAUAUAAUUUAUUUAUGUAAAAAAAAAAAAAAUCACUCAAUUGAUAUAUUUUUGAACCUUUUAAGUACUAAUUUUCUUUUUAUCAAGUAGAAAAAAAAAAUGUAUUUGCCCUAAAUCCUUAAAAUACAAAUGCUAUAAAAAUUCAUGUAUCUUGAAAGCCUUACUGCAAAUGAGUAUUAUAGAUAUCCAGCAGAGUCUGGGGUUUUCUUUGUUGUUGUUGUCGUUGUUGUUUUGUAUGGAAAAGCUGCUUUCCCCAGGUUUCACUUAUAACUUUCAUUAGGUCACAGAGUUCAAUAUGGAUUUAAUUUAAAAACCCACCAGCAUGCUAAAAUCCCUUGUUAUGUCUUACCGAACCUGUAUAUUAACUCCUGGGUGUGUAGGCUUAUAUUUGACUGCUAUUGUGACCCUGUUUGCAAAAUGAAAAUGACACUCUGUGGAUUAUUUGCCCUGUAAGGCAUAAGUGCUGCUUAUGAUUAUUUUGACAUUUCCAAGAGCAAAAGCCAAAUUUAAACUCUCUUCAGCAGACUUGAGCCUUUUCAUCUACUUCCCUGUCACUCACAGCCAUACCUUUUCUUGGUCAUCCUUCACCCCAUGUCUUACAUAAUAAAUUGUCUGUGGUCUUGAUCCUGGAUUUAAAAA
Molecule: messenger RNA, 10830 nt
Organism: Trichechus manatus latirostris (Florida manatee)
Lineage: Eukaryota; Metazoa; Chordata; Mammalia; Sirenia; Trichechidae
Gene: CHD6
Product: chromodomain helicase DNA binding protein 6
Exons: 37
Coding region: 178-8331 (2717 amino acids)
Molecular function (GO): ATP binding; protein binding; ATP-dependent chromatin remodeler activity
Source: RefSeq, a predicted model, not a curated record